AUGUCCUCACGGUAUGAUACACGCACCACGACCUUCUCCCCGGAAGGCCGGCUUUAUCAGGUGGAGUACGCCUCCGAGGCAACUCGGCAGGCCGGUACGGUGAUCGGCGUGCGCACAGCGGAGGGCAUCGCCCUGGUCGCCGAGCGCAUGCUCCAGAACGAGCUCUUCGACGAUGAGAACCCGCAGAAUCGGGAUAUUAGCGGGGAAAAAGUUUUCCGCAUUGAUGACCACCUCGGCUGUAGUGUGGCCGGGGUCACCUCGGACGCGUACGCGCUGAUUAACCAAGCCCGACUUACUGCCCAGCGUCAUUUUUACACCUUUCACGAGCCCAUGGCGGCAGAGGACCUCUGCCGGGCGAUCUGCGAUGAAAAGCAGCUCUACACACAAUACGGCGGGGUUCGGCCCUUCGGCGUAUCUUUUUUAAUCGUGGGCUGGGAUCGCUAUCAUGGCUAUCAGCUCUACUCGACCGAACCGAGUGGGGAUUACGGCGCGUGGCUGGCCUGCGCAAUCGGGCAAAGUGAUAAAGUCGCCCAGGCGAUGUUAAAAAAAGACUGGAAGACGGGGAUGACCCUCACCGAGGGCAUCCUCCUCGGGCUGCGAGUGAUAAGCAAGAACAUGGACAACGUCAAGCUCAGUAUGGAGCGGGUGGAAGUGGCAGUCCUUCGCAAGGUCCCAGCCCCUACUGAACAGCGCCUGCUCAAUCCCUACAUCGAGCACGUGAGUAUGGUACCCAACUUUCACAUCAUGACUUCCGAUGAGCUCAAGCCUCUCUUGGCGGAAGCCGAACGGCAGCGCGCCGCCGAAGAGGCCGCAGAGGAUGAACGACAACGCCAGCAAGAGGCCGCCCUUGAAUCAGCGUAA
This is a messenger RNA of Phytomonas sp. Hart1, 861 nucleotides long. The record is from the annotation of a GenBank genome assembly. Lineage: Eukaryota; Euglenozoa; Kinetoplastea; Trypanosomatida; Trypanosomatidae.